Molecule: messenger RNA, 1794 nt
Organism: Punica granatum (pomegranate)
Lineage: Eukaryota; Viridiplantae; Streptophyta; Magnoliopsida; Myrtales; Lythraceae
Source: RefSeq, a predicted model, not a curated record
UCUCCGAGUCCGUUCCCACCAGCAGCUGCAUAGACUGAACUGAGCUGAGCUGAGGACUGAAGCAGAGACUGAGCAUCAAUGGCGGCAAUCUCCCUCAGCUCCUCGUCCACGAAUCCCAAGAAGGCCACGAACUACGGCGUCUACUCUCCGUGUGCUCGUCCCUUUCGUUUGGCCCUGAGGUCGAGCCUUUUCGGGUCGACGUUCCCGGGCACGUUGUCCGCCGAGAAGCCCCGGGUGUCCGGACCCAGACCCUUGUCCUCAACCCGGUUGAACGCAGUCUCGGCUUCUCAUCACUCCUUCGAUGUGGUGGUCGUCGGGGCCGGCAUCAUCGGGCUCAGCAUCGCCCGGCAGUUGCUGCUCGAGUCGGACCUGUCCGUCGCGGUGAUCGACAGGGCCGUCCCCUGUUCUGGAGCCACCGGUGCAGGACAGGGCUAUAUAUGGAUGUCACAUAAGACCCCGGGCUCGGAUAUCUGGGAGCUCGCAGUAAGGAGUCAAAAACUUUGGGAAACGUUGGCUAACAGUAUAGAAGAUCAAGGCUUGGACCCCCUAGACGUAUUGGGUUGGAUGAGGACAGGAAGCCUGGUAGUUGGUGGAACACGUGAAGAUACAGUCAAGUUAAAAGAGAGAGUGAAGCAACUUUCUGAAGCAGGGGUAAGAGCAGAAUUCUUGUCCAGCAGAGAGUUGCGACAAGUGGAACCGGCGCUUCUUGUUCAAGAGGAAAGAGGUGCAGCUUUAGUUCCUGGUGAUUCGCAGUUGGAUGCUCAACGGACUGUUGCUUUCAUCGAAAAGGGUAACAGAAAAUUCCAAUCCCAAGGCAGGUAUGCAGAGUUUUAUCAUGAUCCAGUGGUAUCAUUGUUAAGAACUGGAGACAAAGGUGAAGUGAAAGCUGUUCAAACUUCUAAGAAUACCUUGUAUAGUAAGAAGGCAGUUGUUGUUGCAACGGGUUGCUGGAGUGGGUCUCUGAUGCAUAACCUGUUUCCGGAAUCAGACAUUUCAGUGGACAUCCCUGUGAAGCCUCGAAAGGGACACCUGCUUGUGCUGGAAAACUUUGACUCAGUUCAAGUAAAUCACGGCCUAAUGGAGUUUGGUUACAUGAAUCAUCAAAGUCUAUUGUCGGGUCCCACUUCAGCUGUUACCGAUGAGCAAAAAUUAUCUGUUUCUAUGACUGCUAUAAUGGACGCAACUGGGAAUCUAGUUCUGGGGAGCAGUCGUCAAUUUGUUGGUUUUAACACUGAAGUCGAUGAGACUAUCAUUGAUUGCAUCUGGAAGCGAGCUGGAGAGUUCUUCCCAAAAUUGAGAGAAAUAAGCUUGUCCGAAAUUCGUGAGUGCAGAAAAGUGAGAGUGGGGUUGCGCCCUUACAUGCCCGAUGGGAGGCCAGUGAUUGGGCAGGUGCCCUGUUCAAAUGUUUUUGUGGCUGCUGGGCACGAAGGAAGUGGACUCUCUUUGGCCCUGGGGACUGCUGAGAUGGUUGCUGAUAUGGUCCUAGGGAACCCUUUAAAAGUCGAUUCUGCACCUUUUGCUGUUAAAGGUCGAUCUUGCUGAUCAGUUGAGAGAAGAAAGGAUAUUGACGUACAAGUCCUUGAACAUCUAUGUUCUUAGUUGCUUGAGGCCCAUGAAACGUCCGGCAAUCUUUUGUUGCCUUUUGAUAAUGAGUUGGAAAAAGAAUUGGUUAUAUUGUCGGGCAAGGUUUUUCUAUCAUUGUAAUAAUGCUUGUUCAAUAAGGCGAAAAUACCCUGUAAGAUAAGCAUUUGGUAUUGCUGCUAUCUCAUCAAAUAGAUAUGCUGUUUGGUAUCC